AUGCUGCGAUGUCGAACCCUACGGGACAGGGGCAACACGUACAUCUGCGCCCUCUGUCGCCACGACGGCGCCGCACGACCAACCCCUCUCACAAUACGAAGCUACUCGAGCGACCCGAACUCCUCUUCCCAUGCCCCCCGUGGACUUAGUGGAGGUCUCGGCGGCGGCUGGUCGUCCGCAGCGUCCUCCGCCAUCCCACGAAGGACCUCUGGGCCCAGCCAUGGCGGCUGGGGUGCCCCAGCAUUCGGCGCCUCCAACGCUUCAGCGGUGAACGAAAACGACUCGACGACAUCCUCCUCGAACGCACCGACAGCUACGUCCAGCACACCAGCCCCUGACGAUGGUCUCCUUCCCCACGAACGCGCCGCCCGCCAGCGCCUCGCCGCCCAACGAGCCGCCGACGCCGAACCGACCAAGCCGGCCACACCGCACCACCACCAGCACCGCACGCCGCCGCACAAGCAAGAAGGCCUCCCGUCCCUCGGCAGGCGGCCGCGGCAACACGUUGGCGCGCUCGACGACAGCAUCGGCCGGUCUCGCGCGGGGCCUCGGCCUGUGGCGCCCAUACCGCACCGGACCACGCCGCGCGCAGCGCCACGGGCCGCGAACCCGAUGGGGCUCGAUGAGAAGCCGGGCCUUCGAGGCUCGCUGGGCGGGUUGGACGGGCCGCCGCGCUCGAGCGAUCCGUUUGCGAGACUGGCGGACUCGGUCGAGAAGAAGGCCAGGACACCGCGAUCGAGACCGCACGAAUCCGGCUCUGCGGACUGGGGCUUGCUCGCGAAGAGGGCACCGCGGCAGGAGCUUGGCCAGACGACACGACAGGGCCCGAGGGGACCGCGGGCCAACCGCGCUCAGGGGGCCGCGGCGGGCUCCUUCUGGGAGCGGUUCAAGGAUCAUGUCCACCAGAGCUCUGGCCAGGGCGCUGAGAAGCAGGGCCUCGGAGACGUGCAGCAGGAGAACGAGAUCGACUACAGCGCGUGGGACGCUGCGGUGGCGGAGCCGGAGGAGACGCAGCCGCAGCGGAGGAACAGGGAGUCCACCUUUGACGCGUCCUACCAGAUCGAUCGCGACGCGAGGAAGCGAGGCAAGGUCGGGCGUGAAGACAAGAAGGCGGCCAGAAAGUCGGGCGGGCGGAGCAGGGCACGGUUCGAAGAAGAGGAGGAAGACUGGGACGACGAGGCGGCCCAGCGCGACCGCGAGCGCCGCGAACGCAAGGCCGAGAAGAAGAUGCAGAGGCAGCUCGAGGCGGCCGAGGCUCUCGAGGCGGCCGGCCCCCCGAAGAUCACGCUGCCCGAGUUUAUCAACCUGACGAACCUCGCCUACGGCCUCAAGCUGAAGCCCGACGUCUUGCUGGCAUCGCUGGAGGAGAUGGGGUUCGAGAACAUGACGCUCGACAGCAUCUUCACGGGCGACACGGCUGCGCUCGUGGCGCAAGAAUUCGGGUUCGAGCCGACGGUCGACACGGGCGGCGACCGCGAGCUGCGACCUCGCCCCGAGCCCGAAGACCCUUCGUCUCUGCCGCCGCGACCGCCCGUCGUGACCAUCAUGGGCCACGUCGACCACGGCAAGACGACUCUGCUGGACUACCUGCGCAAGUCGUCCGUCGCGGCCCAAGAGCACGGCGGCAUCACGCAGCACAUUGGCGCCUUUGUCGUCAGCAUGUCGUCGGGCAAGCACAUCACGUUCCUCGACACGCCGGGCCACGCCGCCUUCUUGACGAUGCGGCAGCGCGGCGCCCACGUCACGGACAUUGUCGUGCUCGUCGUGGCGGCCGACGACAGCGUCAAGCCGCAGACGCUCGAAGCCAUCAAGCACGCCCGCGCCGCCAAGGUGCCCAUGAUUGUGGCCAUCAACAAGGUCGACAAGGAGGACGCGCGCGUCGACCAGGUCAAGUCGGACCUCGCGCGGCACGGCGUCGAGAUUGAGGAUUUCGGCGGCGACGUGCAGGUCGUGUGCGUCAGCGGCAAGACGGGCCAGGGCAUGGACGACCUCGAGGAGAACAUUGCGACGCUGUCGGAGAUUCUCGACGUCCGCGCCGAGCCCGACGGCCUGUGCGAGGGCUGGGUGCUCGAGGCGAGCGUCAGGCAGGACGGCAAGGCGGCGACGGUGCUCGUCAAGCGCGGCACGCUGCGCCCAGGUGACAGCCUCGUCGCCGGCACGGCGCGCGCCCGCGUCCGGCUGCUGCGCAACGAGGCCGGCGUCGAGCUGACCGAGGCCCCGCCCGGCACGCCCGUCGAGAUUCUCGGCUGGCGCGACGAGCUCCCCGCCGCCGGCGACGCCGUGCUGCAGGCGCCCGACGAGGAGCGCGCGCGCAGGGCCGUCGAGUACCGCACCGAGAUGCGCUACCGCGAGGAGUCGUCGCGGCAGCUCGUCGAGCAGGAGGCGCGCGAGCGCGAGCGCAAGGAGGCCGAAGAGGCCGACGAGGCCGCGGAACACGGCGGCCAAGGUGGCGACGCUGCCACCGGCGGUAUGAAGACAGUCACGUUCACGGUGCGCGGCGACGUCGUCGGCUCGGUCGAGGCCGUCUGCGCGACGAUCCAGGAGCUCGGCAACCACGAGGUCAAGCCGCGGAUCCUGCGCGCGGCCGUCGGCCAGGUGUCCGAGUCGGACGUCGAGCACGCCGCCACGUCCGGCAGCGUCAUUGUCCACUUCAACGUGGCCGUCGCGCCGCACAUCAAGCGCAUGGCCGAGGCCGCCGGCGUGCGCCUCCUCGCCCACAGCGUCAUCUACCACCUCGCCGACGAGGUCCGCCAGACCCUCUCGGACGAGCUCGCCGACGUCGUCUCGACCAAGGUCGUCGGCGAGGCCGAGGUGCUGCAGAUCUUCCCCAUCAACACCAGGGGCCGCGCCUUCCGCAACAUUGCCGGCUGCAAGAUCCGGAACGGCCUCGUCAGCCGGACGGGCAUGGUGCGCGUGCUGCGUAAGGGGGAGACGGUGUUCGAGGGCAAAAUCGACGCUCUCAAGCACGGCAAGAAGGACGUCACGGAGAUGCGCAAGGGCACCGAGUGCGGCAUCUCGUUCGAGGGCUACCAGGACUUCCAGGUCGGCGACCAGGUGCAGACGUACGAGGAGGUCCGGGAGAAGAGGACGCUGUAA
This is a messenger RNA of Verticillium nonalfalfae, 3096 nucleotides long. RefSeq lists its product as uncharacterized. NCBI's taxonomy places the organism in Eukaryota, Fungi, Ascomycota, Sordariomycetes, Glomerellales, Plectosphaerellaceae. The record is from RefSeq and is a predicted model, not a curated record. Bases 1 to 3096 code for a protein of 1031 amino acids. Gene Ontology annotation, molecular function: translation initiation factor activity; GTPase activity; GTP binding. The transcript is spliced from 3 exons. Gene Ontology annotation, biological process: translational initiation.